UACUGAGCUUCUAUAAAGUGAGAGAAGAAAACACGAGCUUGAAGAGCGCGUCUGUAAACAAGCGGAGCUCCUUCUGUCCCCGCCAGUCUGCUCUAUUCAUCAGUCCUCUGUCCAGUUUCAGUCGUCUCCCUGCUCUGACCCAUGGACGUGUGCAGUAUCACUUCACUGACAGAACCACCCUUUAACACAGAUCAUGAAUGACAAACUCGUCUUUUUGGGCCUCCUGUACUUUGUCCAGGGGAUUCCCUAUGGCCUCCAGUCCUCGCUGCUGCCCGUCUACCUGCGCGGCGCCGGCCACUCCUUCACCCGCAUCGCCUUCACCAAGGUCCUCUACUUCCCCUGGGUCCUCAAGGUGCUCUGGGCCCCUCUGGUGGACCGGCUCAGCACCAAGCGUCGCUGGCUGGUGGCAACGGUGACCGGUCUGGCCCUGACAUGCCUCUCCAGCGCCGCCUUGGCCCCGGAGGCACAUAUGUGGGGAGUGGCGGGGACCCUGCUUGCCAUGAACAGCCUGGCCUCUGUGCAGGACAUCGCCGUAGACGGCGCGGCGGUGCGUCUGCUGAAGGGUCGAGGAGAGCUGGGCCUGGGAAACAUGGCGCAGGUGGUGGGCUAUAAAGCCGGCUCGGUGUUUGCCGGAGGCGGCCUGCUGGCCGUCAUCGACGUGGCUGGGUGGAGCUGGAUGUUCAUGCUGCUGACGUUCGUGUACGCCGGCGUGGCUCUGUUUGUGUGGGGGGCGCCGGUGCUGGACGAAGAGACUGUGAAGGGCCAGCAGGCGGACGGCGGCAGGAAGGGAGGACAGGGAGCGGACGCUGUGCAGCCGUGGAGGGUGUGGAGGAAGCUCCUGGCAGUGCCCGGGACACCGUGGACUGUCCUGUACGUCCUCACAUAUAAACUGGGAAUGGCCAUCCUCAGCAUGAGUGUUCAACACUUCCUGGGCGGUCUCAUCACCACGCUCACCUUCACUACCAUGAUGCAUUGCACUCAGAGGGCCGAGGAGAGCAUUCAGGCGACUCACUACAGUUUCCUGGCGACUCUGGAGGUUCUGGGGAAGCUGACGUUCAGCGCUCUGGCGGGCGGCGUGGUGGACAUGUUCGGGUUCCAGGUUGCCUUCCUCUUCUUCCUCACGCUGUCGGCCGGGACAGCGCUGCACGUGUGGACGGCGACGUUCACCGGCGCCCUCAGAGAACACCAGCUCAAAGAACAGCCCAAGUGAGGUCGGGGGUGAAAGGUCGUAGGAAAGUGUUGGAAGUAGCUUCCGCUUGACUCCUCGAUCCCACCCAUGAAAUUCAGCCUUUCACCACUUUAGCCAAUCAUUUCGCUACAGAGGAACUUUUUAAAAGGAGAAAUCAGCCAUUUUGUUAGUUUUUCUUUGAAAUUCACAGUCAAAACUGACCUUACAUUUUGUCUUGCACUUAAAAAUGAUCUCUAAGGUCUUAAUAUUUAGGCUAGCAUGAUGACAUUUUACAGAUAUGAUAUACAGAGUUUUCUGGACAGAAUGAGACCAGUUCAUCCAGUCAACAGUGUUUCCCAUUAUUAUUAUUAUUGUUGUUCAUAAUUAUUAAUACAAAUAAUAAUAAUAACAACAAUAACAAUGAUUGCGAUUCGUAAACGAUUCUAAGGUGAUUUAAGUUAUAAUUAACGCAUUAAUGUUUUUAAAAACAUGAAUUUAAUUA
Molecule: messenger RNA, 1670 nt
Organism: Solea solea (common sole)
Lineage: Eukaryota; Metazoa; Chordata; Actinopteri; Pleuronectiformes; Soleidae
Gene: slc33a2
Product: major facilitator superfamily domain containing 3
Exons: 4
Coding region: 194-1210 (338 amino acids)
Cellular component (GO): membrane
Molecular function (GO): acetyl-CoA transmembrane transporter activity
Source: RefSeq, a predicted model, not a curated record